GGGCGACCAAAAUUCCUCUGGCAUCCUGAAAUACUACAAAUCUGGUCAACAUUCACCCUAAUCUUCAUUUUUCUUUCGUGAUCACUCGAGUCCACCGCAAAGACUGCCACAUCACAGACAGAGAUCGCUUUAACAACAUGACUCAUUCACGUGCGAGUACAAAAGUCGUCGUUAUUGGGGGAGGCGGCACCAUGGGUUCUUCAACGGCACUGCACUUGAUCCGUUCUGGAUACACCCCCUCGAACAUCACGGUCUUGGAUGUAUAUCCGAUUCCUUCGGCUCAAUCUGCCGGGCAUGACCUCAACAAGAUCAUGAGCAUCCGAUUGCAAAACAAGCCAGAUUUGCAGCUAUCGCUAGAAGCUCUCAAUAUGUGGAAGAACGAUGCUUUAUUCAAGCCCUUCUUCCACAAUGUUGGCCUGAUCCACUGUUCGUCGUCGAAGGAAGGCAUUGAAAAUCUUCGACGGGCGCACCAAUCCCUCAUUGCCGCGAAUGGUGAGCUGGAGAAGACGAACAUCUGGUUGGGUAGUGAGGAUGAGAUCCUGGCGAAAGUGCCUCCUUUUACGCGAGACCAAGUCGAGGGAUGGAAAGGCCUACUUUACGGUGAGGGAGGUUGGCUUGCUGCAGCCAAGGCCAUCGAUGCUAUAGGGCAGUUCCUCAAAAGCCAAGGCGUCAAUUUUGGGUUUGGCCGUGCUGGAACCUUUACGCGACCUCUCUUCGCCGAGGACGGAACGACAUGCAACGGCGUUGAAACAGUAGACGGAACAAAAUACUAUGCCGAUAAAGUGGUUCUGGCUGCCGGUGCUUGGAGUCCGACUUUGGUAGAUUUGGAGGACCAAUGUGUUUCAAAGGCCUGGGUUUUUGCUCAUAUCCAACUCAAGCCUCAAGAGGUGGCCGAGUACAAAGAUAUUCCUGUGAUAUAUGACGGUGAAUACGGUUUCUUCUUUGAGCCAAAUGAGCACGGAGUAAUCAAGGUGUGCGACGAGUUUCCAGGGUUUUCCCACUUCGAGUGGCAUCAACCUUAUGGUGCCACGGUUCCCAAACACAUCUCUGUUCCUCGGUCACACGCCAAACAUCCAACAGAUACCUACCCAGAUGCUUCCGAAGCAAGCAUUCGAAAGGCGAUGGCCAGAUUCAUGCCACGCUUCAAGGACCAAGAGCUUUUCAACCGGUCAAUGUGCUGGUGCACAGAUACUGCUGACGCCAACUUGUUGAUCUGCGAGCAUCCCAAGUGGAAGAACUUUAUAUUGGCCACGGGAGACAGCGGACAUAGUUUCAAGUUUUUACCGAACAUUGGCAAGCACGUGGUUGAGCUAAUAGAAGGAUCUCUUUCUCAAGAUCUGUCCGAUGCGUGGAGAUGGAGACCUGGAGGCGAUGCUCUCAAGUCGAGACGCGGCGCUCCAGCAAAGGAUCUGUCAGACAUGCCAGGCUGGAAACAUGGCGCAGAGUGAAGGUCUACAACUUUCGUUGUAUGAUACCAGGGCUCGGUGGGAUUUGUUGCAGGAGCCCACAGCCGCCUAUGGCCUCAUAAUUCCCUUGCCUAGCUAUUUCGUGAUAGUCAUCACAAUACACAUAUCUUUGACCUCUUGACAGGAUCGACGACAGGAUAUAGGCGCAGUAAUAUUAGAUUGAUUAGCUAGGCCUUUACAAG
Molecule: messenger RNA, 1648 nt
Organism: Ilyonectria robusta
Lineage: Eukaryota; Fungi; Ascomycota; Sordariomycetes; Hypocreales; Nectriaceae
Product: fructosyl amino acid oxidase
Exons: 7
Coding region: 138-1448 (436 amino acids)
Molecular function (GO): sarcosine oxidase activity; saccharopine oxidase activity; flavin adenine dinucleotide binding
Source: RefSeq, a predicted model, not a curated record